Molecule: messenger RNA, 2622 nt
Organism: Fonsecaea pedrosoi CBS 271.37
Lineage: Eukaryota; Fungi; Ascomycota; Eurotiomycetes; Chaetothyriales; Herpotrichiellaceae
Exons: 1
Coding region: 1-2622 (873 amino acids)
Biological process (GO): SREBP signaling pathway; positive regulation of transcription by RNA polymerase II
Molecular function (GO): protein dimerization activity
Source: RefSeq, a predicted model, not a curated record
AUGGCCGCGCCGCUUGACCUCCAAUCCGCUGGCCGUGAAUUCGACAAAUGGCUGGAUUGGAACGGAACUGCAGAUACCUUUCCACGAGCUCCCGAAGAAGACAAUCUUGCUCCAAAUCAAGCCCUUCACGCACUUCCGAUAUCCCCAUCAUCGACCGCAAAUGGAGAUUCUCUCCCUGCCCAACUCAAGACCGACCUCCUCACCGCCCUUCCAUCUCAAGAUCUGUUGACCCCGCGACACAGUUCAGCAUCUCCAGAAUCACGAUCUAGUCUCGAGAUGCGACUCAGUGGCGACACACUAAGAGAACAGCCAACCCCAAGUAUACGACCUAUGCUCAAACGGAAACUGUCACCCACCGAUAUCCCAAUGACGGACUACCGGCAUGAAGCUCCUGCCAAAAAGCGGCCGCAUAACAUAAUUGAGAAGAGAUAUCGUGCCAAUCUCAAUGAGAAGAUAGCCGAGCUGAGGGACAGCGUGCCUAGCCUUCGGUUCGCACAGAAGACAAAAGUUCGUGAAUCAGCCAAUGGAGAAUCUGAUGAGGAGGAUCUGGAUGGCCUCACCCCAAGCAACAAGCUCAACAAGGCUUCGAUAUUGACAAAAGCGGUCGAGUACAUCCGCCAUCUCGAGUUCCGGACGAAGCGCUUAGAGGAAGAAAACAAGGCACUAAAAGAACGGCUCGAGAUCCUUGACAAAGUAAUCGCUCAAGGCGGUCAUGAUGCUCAAAGAGCUGCUGCUUUCACGAGCAAUGUGGUAAUAGAGGAAUCUUCACCGGCUUCAAAUAGCCAGUCCCCCUCAUCCGAAUCGACAGACGCAACCACCCACCCUCCGCAGGGCCUGAUCCCAUUGCCCGAGAGUUGGAGGCGGCUACGACAAAACCAACCACAGGAACAUUACGGCCACAUCUAUGAAACCCCGUCAGAACGCUCGAGACUCAAGGGGAAAUGGCCUACGAGGAUCAUUCUGGGUUCAAUUGCCAGUCUGAUGGUAAUAGAUGGCCUCAGUGAGUCCGAUAUGGGCUCAACAUCCCGUGAGAAGGGCCUAUUUGGAAUUCCCCUCGAGCUUCUUGAUGGCUGGAAAUUUCUACGUUCUCCUCGGAUAUACUUGACUGCAUUCAGUCAGUUCUGCCAGGCCGGUGGCAUCAUACCCUUAGUCAAAGGAUUCAUUGCCCUGACAUUCCUGGCUUUCCUCAUCUUUUCAUAUUUGUUCAAUUCAAAACCUCCACCGAAAACCGAUGUCGAGGAGCUGGGCACUACCUCGAGACAGGUUCCAGCUCCAGCCUCGCCCAUUCAAGUUCGACGCCGCGCCUGGAGCACGAGCAUGCAGGAACUACACCUUCCUCAUCAUCACUUCUUCCCCGAGUGGAUAGCCAUUACUUGUGAAUGGCUCAAGUAUACCUUUGGCUAUCUUUUUGGAGCACGCGCCUAUGCUUGGCUUACCGGUCGCACUGCUGACGACGACGUGGCUCGGAUCAAGGCGUGGGACAUUGCAAUUGACGCACAAUUGGCUGGUGGUGAUGCCGAAGUGAGCCGAAGCCGAUUGCUCCUGACAAUCUUUGGUGCAGGAACUCUCCCCCGAUCACCUCUGCGGUUAAUGCUGAAAACACUCCAUUGUCGGGUGCUCCUGUGGAACGUGGGCUCACUCGGAACUGGAGUAUCCAGGAUCGCUAACCGCGUCGGGAAGUUUUUUGCAAACAGGCAAUGGGGCCGCGCCAAAGACUCGCACGACAAUUUACCCCUGCAUCAUCCGGAUCCCCUCCCUCCGUAUCUUGCCAACAUGCUUGAUAUGCCGUGCGAUCAUGUAUUCCUGGAUACAGUCUGUCAGAGGGCGUACAAUUUGAUGUACGACCGACCCACGCAGGAAGAUUCUCCCAAUCCCCUUCUGGACGUCGUGGUCGAAGAUCAUGCAGUCAGAUCACCGCUUGAUGCUGUUGCUGCCUGGCGGUCAAUGUUGUCACUGACAGAGGCUUUGGAGCUGUCUCUGCACACAGCCGAGGAAUCCGCUCGUGUCCAAGAGCACUUGAGUGCUGCGCUCAAAAUUGCGCCACCAGGCUCCGCAGCUGAAACGCGAGCGCUGGCCGCAAGCUCGGUCCUGAGCGAUACUGCUCAAUCCGACUAUUUCAGGCGGGCAUCAGAGGCCAUGAAAGUGUUGUCCACUCCCACCACGCAGCCAGCAGCUGACACUCGACCCCCUUAUUUCAUCGACUCGUCAACUCCCCCAUCCGCUAGGGCUGAUAUCAUGAACUGCUUGCAUUGUGCAGAAACUUUGCGGAUUCUCGAUCGUGAAGAUCAUGACCUCAAAGACAACGAAACAGAAGCAUUGGCCUUUUUCAAUUCGAAGAAACUUGAGAUCGAACACACGCACCUGUUGGCGCAGGCAGCGAGGAAGCACCUUCUCCGACGGCUGCCAGCUAUUGAGAAACCAGCAACUGCUGGAAGGGAAGAGGUUCGCGUUCUACCACACGAUCACAUAUAUGCUGCUGACGUGUUGGGCAUGCAAAAUAGUCAAAACAAGAUCCCGCGCCGGUAUAGUGAAACUAGCACCGACUCUGGCUAUGACAGUCAGGAUGCUUGUAUAUCCUAUUGGGACAUGGAUGCUGGGCCAUUGCCGGGAAACACAGCUUGA